GGGAACGCGGGCGUCCAGGCGGCUCUCGGCCGCGUCAGCCGCGAAUAAAUGGAAGGGACCUGGGAGUGCGCGAUGCUGCUCUCUCUCCCGGGCUCGGGCGGACCUCGGUCACUUCUCGGGCCCAGUUUUCCUCGUCCUUUCGGCGUUGGGCCACAGAAAAGGGCCACCCAGUUCCCCGGCUGCGCCACCUUCGGCACACCUCUGCGGCUGCGCCGGCCUUCGACGAGAGCCAGGUGCUGCUACACUCUGCCCGCUGUGCUCUGGACACUCUCUCCUGAUGGAGCUCCCUGACUUGGGGAAGCAUUGUUCAGAAAAGACCUGCAAGCAGCUAGAUUUUCUUCCAUUGAAAUGUGAUGUAUGUGAGCAAGAUUUCUGUAAAGAUCAUUUUACCUACGCUGCGCAUAAAUGUCCCUUUGCAUAUAAGAAGGAUGCUCAGGUCCCAGUAUGCCCGCUUUGUAACCGCCCAAUCCCAGUAAAGAAGGGGGAGAUACCGGAUGUGCUGGUUGGUGAGCACAUGGAUAGAGAUUGUAGAUUCCGUCCUGGGAAGAAGGAGAAGGUUUUCACCUUCCGGUGCUCGAAAAAGGGCUGUAAGAAGAAAGAGAUGCUGCCCGUGGCUUGUGACCAGUGUCGUGGCAACUUCUGCAUUCAGCACAGACAUCCUCUGGAUCAUAGCUGCACACACGGGAGCAGAGCCGUCAGCAUCAGGGGGUGAGAAGUCCCAGCCGGUGAGCUGGCCUGACACCUCCCCUGACAAGGGGAGAGCCAGCUUCCAGCCCCUGGAGGGCGGCGCGCAACCUGGAGCAUUGUGCUGUCAGGUGGUGGGUGCAGGAGUUGCAUGAAAAUAAUCUCCAUUAAAGUUGGACUCUAAAUUAAA
Messenger RNA from Eptesicus fuscus (big brown bat), 874 nucleotides. It is a transcript of the gene ZFAND2A, whose product is annotated as zinc finger AN1-type containing 2A. Gene Ontology annotation, cellular component: cytoplasm; endoplasmic reticulum. Bases 278 to 712 code for a protein of 144 amino acids. The record is from RefSeq and is a predicted model, not a curated record. Lineage: Eukaryota; Metazoa; Chordata; Mammalia; Chiroptera; Vespertilionidae. The transcript is spliced from 5 exons. Gene Ontology annotation, molecular function: zinc ion binding. Gene Ontology annotation, biological process: proteasome-mediated ubiquitin-dependent protein catabolic process; protein targeting to ER.